AUGUUUUUCUAUUUGACAUUAGCACUGCUAAUAUUUCUGUAUAUAUUCAUAAAACGUCACUACAAUCAAUGGCAACGUCAGGGUAUAGCAGCCGCAGAGUCUGUUAUACCCUUUAGCUCCCUCAAAGCGGUAUUUCGGAAAGAAAAAACUAUGGGCUUGGCCAUAACCGAUAUUUAUGUGAGAUUUUCGGAAAGUGUUGUCGGCAUCAUGCUGGCCUUUAAGCCAGCCAUUCUCAUAAGGGAUGCUGAAAUGGCCCGCCAAAUAUUAACCAAGGAUUUUGAUUACUUUCAUGAUCGUGGAGUUUAUGUGAAUGAGAAAAGAGAUCCGCUGUCGGCAAAUUUAUUUAGCCUUAAAGGACAUUCAUGGCGUAGCAUGAGAGCGAAAUUAUCUCCCUCAUUUUCAAGUGGGAAAUUAAAGGCCAUGUUCGGAACAGUCGAUGAAGUUGGUAAUCAAAUGGUGGAAUAUAUUUUGGAGCAGUUUGAAGGUGAUCAACGAAAAGUGCUGGUGGAUAUUAAGGAUAUUACAACAACCUAUGCCAUUGACAUCAUCGGUUCGGUAAUCUUUGGUUUGGAUAUCAACAGUUUUGAAAAUCCUCACAAUGAAUUUCGGCAGAUAAGUGAUCGAAUUUUUAAAACCAAUCAAACUCACAUUUUGCAUCGCAUUCGAGCCAUCAUGAGCUUUAUGUGUCCACCUAUUGCACAAUUUUUGGCCCUAUUUGGUACACUGGAUCCCAUUACAGCUGACUUGAGGGAAAUUGUCAGACGUACCAUAGAAUAUCGUGAAAAACACGGUGUCGCUCGUAAAGAUAUCCUUCAACUCUUAUUACAACUAAGAAAUUCCGGCGAAGUUAAGGAGGAAGACGAUACGACCUCCUGGCAGGUCGAUGCUGUAGCUGAAAAUCAAAAAACCAUGUCAAUUGAUACAAUUACUGCAAAUCUAUUUCUCUUCUAUAUUGCCGGUUCUGAAACAACAUCCUCGACCAUUGCCUACACCCUCUACGAAUUGGCUAUGUAUCCAGAAAUAUUACAACGUGUCCAAGCCGAAGUUCUCCGGUGUCUGGAAAGAAAUAAUCUCAAGCCAUGGGAUAAUUUGUCCUAUGAUAUUUUACAGGAGAUGCCAUAUUUGGAUCUGUGUAUAAUGGAAACCACUCGCAAAUAUCCCGGCUUACCCGUUUGGAAUCGUGAAUGCACGAACGACUAUCGUUUAAGCCGUAAUGAUUUUGUCAUAAAGAAGGGCACAGCCAUAAUAAUACCCAUUAUGGGUAUUGGUCGAGAUGAAAAAUAUUUUCCCCAACCCAUGGAUUACAAACCGGAACGUUAUGCCGAGGAGAAGGAUCGAAAUAAUAUGACUGCUUUCAUGCCAUUUGGUGAUGGUCCAAGAUAUUGUAUCGCUAAGCGAAUGGGCAUUAUAAAUGUGAAAGCUGCUUUGGUAAAAAUCUUAGCAAAUUUCAAUAUUGAAACACAGCCACGUAAGGAGAUUGAAUUUAAAUUUCACUCUACGCCCGUGUUAAUGCCUAAGGAAGGUUUGAAAAUAACACUUGUGAAAAAGUACUAA
Musca vetustissima is the source of this 1554-nucleotide messenger RNA. Its product is annotated as cytochrome P450 6d3-like. Bases 1 to 1554 code for a protein of 517 amino acids. NCBI's taxonomy places the organism in Eukaryota, Metazoa, Arthropoda, Insecta, Diptera, Muscidae. The transcript has 5 exons. Gene Ontology annotation, molecular function: heme binding; monooxygenase activity; iron ion binding. The record is from RefSeq and is a predicted model, not a curated record.